Molecule: messenger RNA, 543 nt
Organism: Chenopodium quinoa (quinoa)
Lineage: Eukaryota; Viridiplantae; Streptophyta; Magnoliopsida; Caryophyllales; Amaranthaceae
Product: E3 ubiquitin-protein ligase SIS3-like
Exons: 1
Coding region: 1-543 (180 amino acids)
Source: RefSeq, a predicted model, not a curated record
AUGGAAGUUCAUCAUCCUAUCCUCUCUCAAUCUUCUCAACAAUUUUCUAGAAUGGAAGUUAAUCAUGAAUAUACUUCGGAAGUCGUAGAGCUAGCAAGAAUAACGGUAGACAUCUUAAGAAAGUUAACCAAUUGGGGCGAAUACUCCAAGUACCAUGACUUGGAUUCCAAGGAAGGGGACGAACUCAUGAACACCCUAGCCAAGACCAAAGGCCGUCUUGCCGAGGUGGCUAGGAGAAGGGCGGAAGCUAGUGGCCGGGAUUUCACCACGGUGUUUGAUGAGACAUACUUCGAGUUUAUGCACAUCGAGGCCAAGAUAAUGGUGAAAGAGAUGCUGGUUGAUCCACGUGAAAUGGCGAUGAAAGACACGGUUGUUUUGGAAGAAGAUAGAGGAGAAGUCUGUGGUGUUUGUCAAGAAGAAUUUGAAGUUGGAGAAACGGUUUCGGGAACUACGUGCAUGCAUAAGUUUCAUGGGAGUUGCUUGUGGAAGUGGUUGUAUGAUCGUCAGACUUGUCCCUUGUGUAGGUUUAUUAUUUUGCCAUAG